AUGGCAGAAUCCAGUCAACCAAAUCCAAAUAGCAAUUGGACCCACGUCUACGUAGAUGGAUCAUGCUCCCAUAAUGGCACCACCAACGCCAUAGGAGGAAUAGGAGUGUGGUUCGGAGAGAAACACCCUUUGAACACCCACAAGACCCUUGUAGCGGAACGCAUCACCAACAUCACCGCAGAAACUGCUGCUGCAAUAGAAGCCUGCAAAUUGUGCUUCCGACAUGACAUAAGACGAGUCAAAAUCUUUACCGAUUCGAAAUACCUAAUCAGCUACAUGACUGAACACCUACCUAAGUGGAAAGGAAAUGGAUGGCUGAAUGCCAAAGCCAAACCUGUCGUGAAUCAAAAACUAUUAAAAGAGCUCGACACACUCAUGCAUCAAUUAGAGGUCAAAUUUGAAUACACUCCUGGGCACCAAGGGGUCCACGGAAAUGAAAAAGCCGAUGAAUUGGCUAAAAUUGGGUCAAAAAUCUAUUCUGCAACCUAA
Messenger RNA from Diachasma alloeum, 489 nucleotides. Its product is annotated as ribonuclease H1-like. Bases 1 to 489 code for a protein of 162 amino acids. The transcript has a single exon. The record is from RefSeq and is a predicted model, not a curated record. Gene Ontology annotation, molecular function: nucleic acid binding; RNA-DNA hybrid ribonuclease activity. Gene Ontology annotation, biological process: DNA replication, removal of RNA primer. Lineage: Eukaryota; Metazoa; Arthropoda; Insecta; Hymenoptera; Braconidae.